CUGCUCUACGGCCUAGAAAAAGCGUCCCACGAAAAUCGCCAGCAUUGCCUCUCUCAGGCUUCUCUCUGUUAUGGUUUUGCGCUAAUGCAAAAGUGUGUGCUCGAGCUCGAGCCCUUACUGAGGGAACGGUGAAAGGAGCAACGUGAUUUCUCUUUUGAUUGAUCUGCGUGGCGUGUGUCAUAAAAAUAUAAAAUAGGGGAAAAAAGAAAAACUUGUCGGUAUUUUUCUGUGUCCCUGAUUAUUCGGAAAGCGAGAAUUUCGGCACAAGGUUAUAAACUUUUUGUCGAUUCACUACUUUCACGACUGCUUUGGGUUGACAUCUGAUCUUUUAAAGCUUCUGAUAAGAUCAUCACUUGCCCGCACCACGUUCGCACCGGCUCGCACUCAACGCAUCAAUGAUGACGAGUCAGCCGAGGAAUUUUCUGAGGAAACCUAUCGCGCUCGCGAUUAGAUUCGCCUGUAAACUUAGAUGCCCAAGUGAAAAGGUCGAAGUGCAUCGUCGAGUGCGUGUUGAGCGCGUGUAAGCGCUCGUGGAUGUACAGUAGUAUACGAAAGAAAAAUAUCGGUCUCAUGUGUACCAAGGAUGCGGUGCUGUUCCAUUAUACCGAUGCUACGAUGUACCUCUCGUUCCCGUAAGUUCGCGGAGCGUCUAUGAGGCCCCGGUCAUUUACAUUACACAUUGUAUACAAUGUCAACGCAGUUAAGCAUGCAAGACAAGAAAGAUUUGGAGAAGUUCACCAAAUACCUGGCACUGAGAGCCGCCCAAAUUAUAGUGCAAUCAAGAUCGGGCCAGAAAGUCAAUACCACGUGUAAACCGGAUUCCUCCGCCGGCGAUUGGGUAAAAUUUAAUCUGGCAAUAAAAGAGCUACCUGAGGUCUCGGCUGAUGCUAAGAGAGCGCUAUGUGGAGAAAUAGUUAGUUCAUCUGUACCUCUCUGCAUAGAAAUUUCUCUGAAAACGGUAGAGGGUGACAAGAUGGUUCUGGAAACUUGGAGUCUUGGUGUUUUGCCAGAGCAAAGUGAUCCAACUGUGCGAGUAACAUAUACUGUGUAUAACAGAAUGGGAAUUUUAUUAAAGUCCUUGCUCUCUGUGUCAAGAACUGCGCCAGCUUACAAACUAAGUAGGCGUCAAGGGCCUGAUUCUUAUACUAUGUGCUACCGAAUAUACAUGGGAGAACCUCAGCUACAUAAUUUAGGUGAUAAUUAUAAACAUAUGAGAGUGGGUCAAUUGUGUACUCCAGUAGGUACCAUACAUUUGUCAGUCUCUUACAGAACAAAAAUGACCAUAUCACCCACUCACAAGGGACGAGAUUCUAUUAUGCUUAAGAGCGAUCAUUUUCAUUCGGAUUUAAGUCCACGCCACACACGAUAUCAGCAAAGUGAGGAAACAUCAAAGUCCCUCAGCGAUACUAUCAAAGUUGGUGCAUUUGUGAUAAACAAACCCGUAAUUGUUAAUGAGGAGGAUCUUGUGAUACCGGACGUACCAUUCAGUUCUUUAUUGACACCAAAACAAACGUCACCUCCUCCAGUAUCAUUAAUGAAUCCUGCAAAUACAAAGACUGCAACGGCAGCUGCCACAACUGAUAGCAACAACGGAAAUAACGAAAGACUCAGUAAUGAUAAUACGACUUCAAAAUGCGCCUCCCAAAACGGAUCUAGAAGGAGUAGUUGUUCAAUGACUAGUGCCAACGAUGAUUUUAUUAUGGUAGAUUUGAAAACACCCUUUGCCGUCACGAAUACUAAUAGCGAUGUAGGAGCGUUUUAUCGUGAUUGUCAAAGUGCACCGCAAUUGCAGGCCUUCAUGGAAGAAAGAACGCUUGCGGAACAAUUGGGAGAUCUUACUAAGCAAUUGGAAACAUUUGAGACCAAUAUGCAUCAUUAUGAGGAUAUUUUGUCGUCAUUGUGUCAAACUGAAAAUAAUAAUUAAGGCUGAACUCUGCUACUAGCUGAAUUAAAAACGCGAAUUGUAUACAACUCUAUUGUAUGCAUAUCUAUUGUAUUAAGGUGGAGGUGGAUAUACAUUAAGUAAAUGAACAACGCGAAUAUUCGGACAGUCGUAUUCAUGUUAUUUACUCGCUUUUUUUCGCAUUGAGCUAGAUUCGUUGUUUGUUACAUAAAAAAUGUCGAAUAUAAUAAUUACUGCGCGAGUUUUAUUUAAUAAAAUAACUUAUGAAUUCGAAACAAACAGUGGCAAAUAGCCAAUAUGUAAUAAUAUCCACACUAUGCACGAACUUUUUUUGAUGUAUCGUUUUAUCUCAAAUGAAUUAAUCUUAAUGCAGAACACUAGCGAAUGUUCUGUUUGCAUUUGCCACAGCGAAUAAUACAUACUCCAAACUUUAAUGAUACAAGUUCGCAUUCAUUUCUUUGCUCAGUGUAUAUCCCAUCUUUAGAUAUCGAAGCCUUUUUAAUUGCCUUUGUCAUUUACAUACGAGAUGGUUGAAAUCAUUGGAAAACUUCUGUUUUUUAUAUUGAAUAAUUUAAUGAUUUUGAAAAAUUCUAUAAAUAUGUUAAUAUACAAUGUAUAUCAAAGAUUUAUGAAGUUUGGGGAAGCACAUUAAUCCUUCGAUAUCCUCUGAGUAAAACUGCUCACUCAAGUGUUUUGCUAUAUAUUAUUGCAGAAACUACAAAAUAUAAUUAAUAAAGCAAACACACACUAGUUGUGAUAAUUGAUUACUUAAUAUAAUUUAUUGCUUGUAUAUAAAUGUAAAUUGCACACUUGAAUAUUAUAAGAUUAAUUGAUAAAUAUAAGUUGACUAUGAAAAAA
Molecule: messenger RNA, 2761 nt
Organism: Formica exsecta
Lineage: Eukaryota; Metazoa; Arthropoda; Insecta; Hymenoptera; Formicidae
Gene: Atg13
Product: autophagy-related protein 13
Exons: 5
Coding region: 689-1924 (411 amino acids)
Biological process (GO): autophagosome assembly; protein localization to phagophore assembly site; piecemeal microautophagy of the nucleus
Cellular component (GO): extrinsic component of membrane; phagophore assembly site; cytosol
Source: RefSeq, a predicted model, not a curated record